CGUGCGGCCGCCGGGCCCCGCGCCGGGGCGCUCAGUGUCGCCGGAGCCGCGCACCGGGCGGGAGGCAGCACCGAGCGGCGCCGCGCCGCAGCCGCGGCCCCGGGCCCUAGCGCCGCCCUCCCCCCCCCCGGGAACCGGGCAGCCGCCGAGCCGGUGCCGCCGCGCCCGCGGGGAGGCCGCGCCGCCCGCCAUGGAGCGCUGAGCCGCGGCCGCCCCUGCGCCCCGGGCCGCCGGGCACCGAGCGCCGCCGCACAAAGGAGGAGGAGGAGGAGGAACCGCGCCGCGAUGGCCCCGCCGCCCGCCGCGGCUUCCGCCUGCUGAACCGGCUUGGUUUCGCCUUUUUUUUUUUUUAUUAUUAUUUUUUUUUCCGCUUUGCCGCUUUUCGGAUCUCUCUCGCCGCCGCCGCACGCUGGCCGCGCGGGGGGCGGCGCGGGCCGCCGGCGGGGCGCGGGGCCGGGGCCGGGCGGGCGGCCGGCAGCGCCCCGCACCGCAGCGCCCGGAGCCGGCCCGGAUCCAGCUCUGACGCGGCGGCGGCGGCGGCGGGGCCCGCCGGGACGCCCGGACCAUGUUGGCGUGUCUGCAGCGGACCCAGAACCCGCCGGCCCAGCACCUCGCCUGUCCCAGCAAGAGCCUGGAGCCGCGCAAGGGCGAGCCGGCGGCACCCAUGCAUUCCCCGCGCUACCCCAGCCCCGCCGAGCUGGACGCCUACGCACAGAAGGUGGCUCACAGCCCGCUGACCAUCAAGAUCUUCCCCACCAACAUCAGGGUCCCCCAGCACAAGCACCUUAACCGGACGGUCAACGGGUUCGACACCGCGGCGCCGCGCUACAGCCCCUACCCGCUGCACGCCGGCGGCUACCAGGGGCUGCUGGCCGUCGUCAGGGCCUCCGGCAAGGGCGUCCUGAAGAGCGCGGAGGGGAAGCGGACUAAGCCGUCGCCCGCCCAGGUCGGCGUCGCUCCCUACCCGGCGUCAAGCACUUUAGCGCACGGGCCCUCCUGCGCGCCGCAGCUCGCCUACCGCGGCGGUCACAAGGCCGCGGAGACGCCCGGCACGGCCACGGCCACGGCAACCGCCGCCUCGGUGCUGCCGCCGGCCGCCCGGGGCCUGGCGCUGCCGCCCUCCCACCUGCCCUCCAUCCAGAGCAUCCUCUACCAGCUCAACCAGCAGUGCCAGGCGCCGGGCGCCCACCCCAGCCCCGCCGCGCACGGCCCCUUCGCCGCCAUGGCCGCCUACGCCGGCGCCGCGCCGCCGGACUGCCGCAAGGGGCCCAAGGGCUACGCCGACGGCACCGACUACCCGCUCUGGCCGCAGAAGCCGCGGCCGCCGCCGCCGCGGGGCUACGCCGGGGCCCUCAGCAAGUCGCCCGAGAGCUGCGCCGGCGCCGCGCGCCCCUACGGCCCUCCCGGCGCCGCCGACAAGGUGAGCUCGUCCCCCCUGGACUGCCUGCACGGCGGCUUCGCCGCGGGGCCCUGCUUCGCGGCGCCCUGGAACAGCAGCGCGCUGGUGACGCCCACCAGCGACGGGUACGGGGCGGCGGAGCUGGGCGCGGGGCCGCGGGAGCCGCCGGAGCCGCCGGCCGAGGCGCCGGCCAGCAAGACGCGCGGCAACGCCUCGGUGCUCAGCAGCAGCCUGCAGUCGCUGGAGUAUCUCAUCAACGACAUCCGCCCGCCCUGCAUCAAGGAGCAGAUGCUGGGCAAGGGCUACGAGACCGUGGCCGUGCCGCGGCUGCUGGACCACCAGCACGCGCACAUCCGCCUGCCCGUCUACAGAUAGGCGCCGCGGCCGCCCGGCACGCUUCUCGGGAGCUCAGAAACCGUUUUAUCUCCACGAAUGUGAACAGGGAAUCGCUACACGUUGCUGCUAUCCGGGGGGAGCGGGCGCGCGGGCUGGGGGGGGGGGUCCGGCCGGCGGAGCGCUCGGAUGCCGCAGCGGCGCCCGCCCGGACCCGCCGUGCCGGGGCGGCUCGGCUGCGGCCGUGGCUUUAGUUGGAGUCCGUAACUUGCACUGCUUUGGUUAAAGCUCAGAAUUGGGGACAGUCUGGAGGCUAUUUAAGAAAAACACUUGAAAACUUGAACAGAUUUAUUUUUUCCCCCCCCUCGGUUGGCCGCGCUGCAGCGCAUCUCCGCGCCGUUCCCCGCGGCUUCCCGCGGGACCGCUGCUCCCCGCCAUCCCCGGGGCUCUGUCUUUUCUUUCUUUCUCUUUUUCCGCCGUCGGUUAAACCUUGGUUCUGUCUGGAGGCCGCGGCCCGCCGUCGGGCUGGGCUGUGCUCCGCGCCCUUUCCCUUCUUUUCUUUUAAAACGGUUCAGAAAUGCUCAUUAUGGUCCGUUACUCAGUACGUGUAAUUAUGUGUUUAAUAGAUUUAUUCAUUUGAAAAAAGCUCUGCAUCACAGGAAAUACAAAGCGUUUUGGUGUUUAAAGGAGAACCCCCCACCCCGAUGAACCCCAAGGUGAUUGUGCGCCGAGGAGAGGUACUGUACCCCGAAAGGCCUGUUCAAGCACUAAGUGCAUUUACAAAUCUCUGAGAAUGUUUUUUUUUAUACUAAAAUCGACCAUUAUAUUCUACUGUGAGAAGUGCUGUCCGCACUAUAUUGUUUUAAAAACGAGAGAAAACAGCGAAAAAAAAAAAAAACGACCACGAGACCUGCCAGCUGUGUGUCCGGAUGGUGUUUUUCCCAAAGUAAAAGCAGGCUGCCAUUGCA
Dromaius novaehollandiae (emu) is the source of this 2700-nucleotide messenger RNA. It is a transcript of the gene FAM222A, whose product is annotated as family with sequence similarity 222 member A. The transcript is spliced from 3 exons. The record is from RefSeq and is a predicted model, not a curated record. The coding region runs from base 566 to 1774 and encodes 402 amino acids. NCBI's taxonomy places the organism in Eukaryota, Metazoa, Chordata, Aves, Casuariiformes, Dromaiidae.